CGAACGUUGCAUGUGGCGUGAUGUUAACCAGCAAUGUACACAAAACUAUCAAGCGUAAUUUUUGUGCUGUGUGAGCACCUUUCGUGUUUUAGUUUUCUUGUUGAUUGUAAAUAUUCCUCUUAUUUCAUGCUUCGCGUUUUACUGUAGUGCUAUCGCGGUAUAUCGCGGUGAUUCAAUAGUACAUAGAUUUCGUUAACUGUGUUGAUUUUGUGUUGUGUGAGUGUCUUGUGAUAACUUUGUCAAGCUCAGCUGGUUUGCGGAGGCGAGCGGUAAAAAUUUCGCGAGUUUUUCUUUAAGUCACGGAUAGCACAUUUUGUGCUCUAUUUCCUCAUCUAAGCCCGUGAAACCGUAGCUCGAUUUUAAGCAAAGUAUGGGAACGUGACGUGACGUAAUUUAAAAAAAAGUGUUAAAAGUUAAAAAAGUGCUAAAAGUGCUUGAAGAUGAGUGAAAAAUCGGAAGCCGCUGUUGAAGCUACAACGCAUCCACCUGCACCGUCAUCAACUUCAUCAGACGCAGCUUCGGUCAGCACAACUGCAUCCACAGUGCCCAGAUCCGAAGCCACAAGACCUACAACCUUCCUGAAACCAUCGGGACUCAAGCCACCCACCAAGAUCGGAAGACUGUGUUCCAAUGCUGCACCAAAACCUGCUGUGCCAAUCUCUCCAAGAAGUGACGGCAGUACACCGGACACAGUGCGAAAAUUGAGUGAAGAUUCAUCUAGGAAAUAUUUAUCGGAUUUAAUCGAAGCCGAAGAAGACGAAGUUAGCAGCAGUUUGCCGGACAGGCCGCGUUCACAUCGCAAGGCAUCUACCAGCAGCCGAUCCAGUGUCACAUCCAUGGACGCCCUGUGGGAGAAACACCCGCGACGACUCAGUGAGGCCGGCUUGAGGCGUUCCUCAGAUCACAGUGUCGUGCUAACUGAGGACACGGACAGUUUUAUAAUCGGCGAACGAGUAUGGGUGGGUGGCACCAAAGCCGGCCAGAUCGCUUACAUCGGUGAAACACAGUUCGCUCCGGGCGAUUGGGCCGGCAUCGUUCUCGAUGAUCCUAUAGGUAAAAAUGACGGUUCGGUAGCUGGGUUUCGUUAUUUCCAAUGCCCUGAAAAACGAGGUGUAUUUUCUCGCCUCACUAGAUUGACAAGAGAACCGAUCAUAAGUCACGCACCACACGAUGCUUCCCCGAUAUCCGACGCCGGAAGCGUGUUCGAACGUCCACCUUCAGGCUCCGCGAGGCCCAGGCGGACGCUCUCACCGAACGGCAGUGUACGAAGCAUCGUCAGCAGCAAGAUGAAUGCUUCCAUUUCGACCACCACUAACGCAGACCUUCGCCUUGGCGAUCGAGUAAUAGUAUCGAGUAGCAGAGGCAGUAAGGCCGGUACUCUACGGUAUGUGGGCGUCACCGAAUUUGCGCCCGGCGUUUGGGGAGGUGUUGAAUUGGAUGACCCUCUAGGGAAAAACGAUGGGUCCGUUGAUGGCAAAAGAUACUUUGAGUGUGCUCCUCGUUUCGGUCUGUUCGCGCCGAUUACGAAGGUGUCGCGGUCGCCGUCGAACCGCAAGCCCGGGGCCUGCGCUAUCCACAGCAACGGUCGCGCGACUCCCCUGCGCCGUUCCAACUCGCGCGAAUCGCUGACGUCGCUCGGAACUUCGAUCGCGUCUUCCCGUGCGGGGGUGAGACUCGGGGUGACGUCGCUGGGUGCUCAGCGGGCUGGUCCACGCGCGUCCUCUACCCCGGUGUCGGCGAAGAACGCGUUGCAGGAGAUUCUACGAGAGAAACAGCAGCAUCUGGAGCGGUUGAUGCGUGAGAGGGAACUGGAUCGAACGGAGCUCACGAAAGCAUCGCUACAAGUUGAUCGCACAGAAACCGCGCUUGCUCAGAUAAAGAAAGAAGCAACACAGGCAAACAACGAAAAUGCGAAACUCAAGGCCGAACUGGACAAGCUCAAUAAGAUGCUGGAAGACGAACGACAGAAAGUCGAGGAUCUCAUGUUCAGGAACGAAGAAGAAAAUAUUAAUAAGGAAGACUACAAUAAAUAUAAGGAAGCCAUGGAGCAAGAGAAAGAAGCGCGAGAAAAACUAAUACGAGAUUUAGAAGCGGAAGUAGCGCUUCAAGCCGCCCGUGCAGAGACCACCGCUGCAGCGCUGCGAGCGCUUGAAGACCAGCGGAAUUCGGAGAUGAGUGCCUUAGCUGAACAACACAAGGAAGAACUGGUAGCUGCACAAACUUUGUCAUCGGAACUACAAAAGCUGCUCGACGAAGCUUACGCUCUUCUUAAAGAGAAGGAAAGCGAAAAAGAUUCUCUCGGUAAGAGCAUGUCGGAAGAACUGAGCAAAGUAAAAGCAGAAUCCGAAAAGGCUCUAAAUGAAGCUAAAUCCAAAAUAGCGAUCGCUCAAACUGAAUUUGAAACGCAGCUUUCAGUGCUCACGGCUAAGUUGCAACUGGCCGAAUCUAAAUUAGAGACUGAGAAACAAAAUGUAGAAAGGUUAAAUAAGGAAAAUAGUCAAAUAAUUGUAGAUCUUAAAAGUAAAUUAAUUUCACUCCAGGCAGCUGUUGAUGAUAAGACUCUAGAAUUAAAUAAAGUAACGGGCACGAGUAAGGAGCACGAAGUUAUUCUUAACAAGGAAAUAACAAAAUUAAAAAUGGAACUUAGUGCUAAAGUAUUGGACAUAGAGCAGCUACAAGAUGCCAAGAGAAAACAAGAGUCAACGUGCAACUCAUUGCAGGAGGAAAUUAUUCGUGUCAAAGAAGAAUUAUCUAAUAAGGUUAACGAAUAUGAAAGCUUUUUAAAUGAAGCUUCUCAACAAGACGAAAAAAAUAAACUAGAAAUACUAAAAUUGCAACAGAACCUUAGUGCCAAAACAAAUGAUUAUGAAAAAUUGCUUAGUGAAACGAAUAAUUCUUGCACCACAAACGAAAAACUUAUCCAUGAAUAUAAACAAACCAUACACGAAAGAGAUAAAGAGAUAAUAAAGCUGAAAGAUGAGUUCGAACAAACGACUGCUAAUUUCAAUAUCAAACACAGUAAAAUAGCGGAAGAACAUAAAAAAGAAAUAGAGGAUCGUAACUCUAAAAUAGAGCAGCUAAUAAAAGAAAUUGAAACUCACAAGCAAGCUUUAGAUCAAAGUAAAAUAGAACUCGAUACGUUGAAUACACAAUUUACAUUAAAUGCAGAUGAACUGAACUUGUUGAGAGAAGAAAAUAAAAAAUUAAAACAAUCUCUUUCAGAAGUUACAGAAGUAAAUACCGAACUUAAGAAAAAGUUGUCUGAAAUGGAAUUAGAAAUUGGUGAACUGAAACGUCAACUAAAUAGUGCUUUAGAAAAGUGUGACGAAAUACAAAAGUCGAAAGAAAAAGUAGAACAAGAAUAUCUAAAUGUUACUGGACAAGCUACUGAUUCUAAUGACCAAUUCAACCAACUUUCAAAACAUCUAAAAGAUACAGAAAAAGAGUUGCAAGAAUUAAAGGAUAAAUAUAGGGAAGCCACUAACAAUUGUGGGCGAAUCGAACAAGAAUUUAAGCAAAAAAUACUUAAGCUACAAGAAGACUUUUCCAUAGAAAGAAGUCAGCUUAUAGAAUCGAUAGAUUUAAACAUUGAAAAACUUAAUAUAGCUGAAAAUAAGAUUAGAGAGUUUGAAAUUAUUAUUUCUGAAAAUGAAAACCGUUUAAAAGAAUUUGAAAGUCAGAAUGAUAAAUUGCUAGAUGAAAAUACUAUAUUGAAAAAUGAAAUCGAGGCUCUAAAAGUUAAAGAGAAUGAACUUAAUAAUGAAUUUGAUGCCAUUCGAAAAAAACUUGAAGUAGAUAUUGACCGCUACAAAGAAGAAAUAUCGUUAUUGAAAGCCGAUGGAGCUACGUCUGAAGUAAAACUGAUGGAAAAAGUUGACCAAUUGACGGAAGCUCAAAAUGACUUGAAUAACAAACUCGAAGAAGCUCGAAAACAUGAAGACUCCCUACAAAAAGUCUUGGAUGAUAUGACUGCGCAAUUAAACAACCAAAAAAUGCAUUACGAAAAAGAAUUAAAUCAGCUUCAAGUUCAACUGAAUGCUGUAAAUGAGGGUGUAAAAACUCAAAAGGACGAGGAGUGUAGAUUAAAACAAUUAAUUGACGAGAAACAAAAUUGUAUAAAAGAUUUAACACUGAAAUUAGAAAUGAUAGAAAUAGAUAUUAAAUCUAGUGCAGAAAUCGUAUCUGAAAAAGAUCGCCAGUUGUCUCAAGUGACUGACGAGCUUAACAAAGCAACUGAAAUGAAAAAUAAAUUAGAAGAACAGUUAAAUCAGUCAGUUCUGGAAACAACGUCCCUUAAGCAACAAUAUGAAGCUCUUUUAAAUAAUUCUUCUACAGAAGAAUCUAUUUUGAAAGAACAGUUGAGACAAUUUGAAGCGAUAAAAACAGAAAAGGCAACUUUGAUUAAUGAUAAAACAUUAUUGGAAGCCAAAUGUAAUGACUCGAUCAAUGAAAUUAUAGCCCUUAAGAAUCAACUUGAAGAGGGAAAUUUAAGAUUAAAAGAAUGCCUUGAAAAUAUAUCUUCUUUGAACAAUGUAAUCAAUGAAAAAGAUACCAUCAUCAGAUCUCAGAAUGAAAAAAAUAAUGCUGACUCAAAUAAAAGCUUGUUAUUAGGAGAAGAAUUAACAAAACUUCAAGAAGAAUUAAAAAAUAAAAACAAUUUAUUGGAAGAAAAACAACUAGCGUUAAAUAAAUUAAAUGAAGAUGCAAUUUUGAAAACGAGGCAAAUGAUGGAUUCUAUGGAGCUCUUAGAAAACGAAAACUCCGUAUUAAAAGCAAAAUAUUCCAGCGAAAUCGAAUCUCUAAAUGCCACAAUUAAAACAUUACAACUUAAUUUAAAGAAUCAAGAAAAAGAUCUUCAGGAGCUAGAACUUUCUAAGGAAAGAGUUUUAGAGUUACAAAAUUUAGUAUCUAAAUCUGACAACGAUAUAAAACAAUUAAAUAAUAUAAAUGAGGCACAGAAAUUGAACUACGAAGAUCUAAAUAAACAGUUACAAACCCAGUUCGAUGAAUAUAGAAAGGAAAGCAAAACUAUGCGACACGAACUAAGGAAUAAAAUUAACGAUUAUGAAAAACAGUUGCAGGAUUCUAAAGAUAAAAUUGCGUCAGAAACAGAAAAUCAAAACAAACUUCAAAAUAAACUUACUGAAGCUGAAAAAGAUGUAUUAGAAUUAUCUCAAAAAUUAGAAUUAUUAGCAGUACAACAAAACAGUGAAAGCAGUAAAGACGAUAGAUUAGAAAAACUGACUUUAGAAUUACAAGCCACGAGGAAAACUUGCUCCGAGGCAUUAUCCAAUGGUGAAAAAGUCAUAAGUAAAUUAAAAGCUGACGUAGAAAAUAACAUAAAAGAAAUGAAAUUCAAAGAUGAUUUAAUUAUGAAACUGCAAGAAGAUCUCAAGAGUCAUAAAGCCAAAGUAGAAAUAGCAGAAAGAGAAAAACUUAUCCUACAGAAAGAAAUUGGAAAGAAAGGCCAAGAAAUACGCGACAAAAAUGACAAUAAUGCCACGGGCCUUUUGGGAGAAGGUGAUAAUGCAUCGCAAAAUUUAGAAGAAAAGGAGAUGAUAGACGGUCAAGUGAGCUUUUUGAACUCUGUGAUAGUGGACAUGCAGCGUAAGAACGAGCAGCUGAUGGCGCGCGUGCAAGCUCUGGAGGGGUCGACCGUCCCUGCCGAGCCGCCGCUAUUCAAUGGUCGCAAAGCCCGCGCCGCGGCGCCGCGGCUGUUCUGCGACAUCUGCGACGUGUUCGACGCGCACGACACGGACGACUGUCCGCGACAGUCCGUCGAGCCCGACGCACCUCCUUCCGCGAAGAAAGUGCCGCCGCCGGCCAGACCUUACUGCGAAAUCUGUGAAGUGUUUGGACACGCUACAGAGAACUGUGAUGAAGAAGAAACUUUUUAAAACUAUUUAUUAACUUUAGUUCUAAUGUUACCGUUGUUGAUGUUACUCGUUUUCUGUAUUUAGGUAUUAUUUAUUGUUUACCAUACAAAUAUGGUACAUUGUUUUAAUAACGAAUAAAAAUAGGAAAAUAUUUGUAAAUAAGGAAAACGACUCCAUAACUUAUUAUGUUUGCAUGUUUUAAAGGUAAUGGUGUUAUAUUUUUUCAUAUUCAUUAUCUGGAUAUAAUGUUUAUUGAGAAAACGUUUUUAGACACAAAUUGAUUUUCUUCUCAAUCAUGGUUUUAACAUUUAUCACACUGUAUUAUGUAAAGUAACAAACACCAAACGUAUUACGAUUUUGUAAAACAAUAAAUUGAUUUUAAAAUUA
Molecule: messenger RNA, 6263 nt
Organism: Maniola jurtina (meadow brown)
Lineage: Eukaryota; Metazoa; Arthropoda; Insecta; Lepidoptera; Nymphalidae
Gene: CLIP-190
Product: CAP-Gly domain-containing linker protein 1-like
Exons: 20
Coding region: 441-5897 (1818 amino acids)
Biological process (GO): cytoplasmic microtubule organization
Cellular component (GO): cytoplasm; nucleus; microtubule plus-end
Molecular function (GO): microtubule plus-end binding
Source: RefSeq, a predicted model, not a curated record